GUCCAACCAUAGUUAAUCUAUUUGGCUAAUUCUUAUGAAACAAUGCUGUUGUUAGGAACUUUCACAGUAUGUUAAUUUAGUGUUCAAAUAAAUUUAUGAUAAAGGUGCUACAUAGUUGUUGUUACUUGUAAAAGUAUCACUUAUUACUUCGAAGGUCACUGCUAAAAAUCACAAAUACAAUGGACUCCUCACUCGAAAAUAAUUCAUCAUUAAUAAUCACAGACUUAUCAGAUCAAAGCAUUAGCUAUGAAAGAAAUAUGAUUACUGAAGAAAGCAUUAUUAAAGAAGAUAUACCAAUGAAAGACUUGACUGAAACAAUUGAGGUGAAAAUGCCAAAAAAGCCGAGACGGAGAAUUUCCUUCAAAAGUUGCUACAUGCCAUUGUGUAAGAAUAAUACGGAUAUUGCCCAAACUAAAAUCUUCUUUCAAGUACCAGGAAAGAAUAGAGAUGAAUGGAUAAAAGCUGCGGGGAUUGUAAGGAAGCUGCCAGCAGGGUUUUUGUAUAUUUGUGAAGAUCAUUUAAAUUUGCAAGAAGAUCUUGAAAACUAUGAUGCAUGGAAAAGUAACAAAAGCAAGCCUCAGUUAAAAACAACAGUUCCUAAAUUUAUUAAGUCUCUGCAGUUAGAGGUUACGUCUGUAUAUGUCAAAGAACCUGGUGCACCAAAGAAUGACCCACAAGCUAAUAAAAAACCAAAAGUUGUGCCUACAAAUAAUAACAGCCAAGAAAUUGACAAGCAAAUGAUGGGAAACCUUGAACCUGAAAUUAUUCUAAAUGAAAACUGGGCAAAGGAAGUUGAAAAGAGACCAAAUAUUGAUCAAACAACUUCAGAAAUGAUUGAAAAUGCGAAUGUCAUAAUAAUACAACAGGAAACUAUUGAAAAUGUAGACAUCAACACAGAAAACUCGCUUCUCAAUCAAGGAGUUUUAGUAUGUAAUGAAAGAAAUGUAAUUCAAGUGCCUCACAAUUCUACAAUUAUUCUACCACUACAAGAAGAUAAUUAUAACAUAGAUAUAUCUGUAGAAGACGAAUCUGGGAAAGAUCUAACAGGCAGAACAUUCUUACUGACAAAUAUAGAAAUAAACCCCAUUUUUUACUUAGGAGUACCAGAACAUGCCUACUGGAUAAUCGAACACAUAUCAAAUAAUCAACCACACAUACAACUUAGUGUGAUAAUAACCUUAUUUAAAAUUAAAACUGAUGAUGCAUUUAUUAGAUUAAGUGAUGAAUUCCAAGUUUCAUAUGACACACUUAGACAGAUGUACAGUAAAACUGUUAAUGUAUUAGCAAAUUAUUUCAUGCCAUUGAUAUGCUGGCCUUUGGAACCUGUAAAGAACCCAGCACCGCCAAUAAGGUUUUUGAAUGACAAUAAGGAAUUUGUAAACAUACAAUGUAUAUUAGACUGCUUUGAAAUUGAAAUUGAUAAACCACUGGAUCCAAAAAGAGUAAUACCUAUUUGGUCAACAGAAAGAAAUUGUCCUACAAUGAAAUAUUUGAUAGCAGCUACACCAGAUGGAAUGAUAGGUUUUGUGUCUAAGGGAUAUCGAGGUGGUAUGUCUGAUGCACAUAUGUUAACGACAAGUGGGUUUUUGGAUGUUGUCCCAAAGAAUUGUACGGUAAUUACAAAUAGAAGUUUUAAAGGAUUAGGGAAAGCGUUGAAUGAUAAAGCAGUGACAUUAAUAUGUCUGCCACCAGAAAACCAUCAGUAUCCGCCGCCUCCUGUCUCAAAGGGUAUGCAGUCCUUGGCUAAUCUAAGAGCACCUGUAGAAAGAAUUAUAAGAAAAAUCAAAGAGUUCAAGCACCUUGCACCACAUUCUGUGGUAAAUGAAUAUUUCUCAGGUUUCUUAGACAAAGCUGUUAUAAUAGCUUGUGGUUUAAUAAACCUGCAAUCGUUUCAAGUGAGUGAAAGUUUCAAAAAAUCAAAAACUGUUUCUCAUAAACAGAUUAUGUGAUACCGACUUAUAUUUUUAUUUUUGCAAAUAAUUUUUAUACUAUUAUGAGUAAUAUUUUAAGUUUCACAACUAUUAGUUAUGCAUUGUAAAACAUAGUUGUUUUUAGGUAUUAAAAAUAAGAUGAAAUUUAUUAAAUAAUUGUAAU
Messenger RNA from Hyposmocoma kahamanoa, 2094 nucleotides. RefSeq lists its product as uncharacterized. The record is from RefSeq and is a predicted model, not a curated record. NCBI's taxonomy places the organism in Eukaryota, Metazoa, Arthropoda, Insecta, Lepidoptera, Cosmopterigidae. The coding region runs from base 180 to 1949 and encodes 589 amino acids. The transcript is spliced from 3 exons.